AAUCACUUGCGUUUUGAGGAGGUUGUGCAUUUCAUGGAGAAGUGGAUUUUGCUGAAUCUUGAGCAGAGUUCUUAACAGUCUAGUCAUGGAAGAGAAUCGUGGGACUGUGGACCCUUUUGAAGCUAACAAGUCAGAGAUGGAGAAUAAAGAAGAACCGCGUGUUUUGGAUCCAGAAAAAAAGGGAGAUAAAAAAAGGGAGCCACAGAGAAGGAAAACUAAAUUAAGUCAGAUGAAGAAUAAAGCAUCUGCCUCUCUGGCCAGGGACCACCGUGAGCUUGCCAAUCCAGAAAAAAACAAUAAAGGAAAUGAAAAGAAUACCUUCCUUGAACGUCAGAAGAGUUUCCAUUCUGACUCAAACCUUAUAGCUCAUUGCACAAGCUACAUCAAGGAGCAGCCAUUUAAAUGUGAGAAGUGUGGAAGGAGUUUCAGUUUAAACACACACCUCAGUGCUCAUCGAAGAAUUCACACAGAAGAGAAACCCUAUAAAUGCUCCCAGUGCAGCAAAAGCUUCAGCGCAAUGACCAGCCUCGCCAGUCACCAGAGGAGCCACUCGGGGGAGAAACCCUAUAAAUGCUCUGAGUGUGGAAAGAGCUACAGUUCCAGCACAAGCAUGGCUUAUCAUCAAAGAACUCACCGCGGGGAGAAACCUUACAAAUGCCUGGAAUGUGGGAUUGGCUUCAGCUUGAGCACAAGCCUCAUUUCUCAUCAGAGGAUUCACACAGGGGAAAAGCCGUAUAAAUGCCUGGAGUGUGGGAAAAGCUUCCGUGUGAGCACAAGCCUCACUUCCCAUCAGAGAAUUCACACAGGGGAGAAACCCUAUAAGUGCUUAGAAUGUGGCAAAAGCUUCUGUGUAAGUACCAACCUAACUUACCAUCAGCGAACUCACACAGGGGAGAAACCCUAUAAAUGUUUAGAAUGUGGGAUUAGCUUCUGUUUGAGCACAAGCCUCACAUACCACGAAAGAAUUCACACAGGAGAGAAACCAUACAAAUGCCUGGAAUGCGAGAUGAGUUUCCGACGGAGUUCGGAUCUUAACACCCAUCAAAGGAUUCACACAGGGGAAAAACCAUACCAGUGCAUGGUGUGUGGAAAGAGCUUCCGUGUAAGUUCAAGCCUCACUUCCCAUCAAAGAACUCACACGGGAGAGAAGCCAUAUACCUGUUUGCAGUGCGGCAAGAGCUUCAGCAGAAGCACACACCUGAAUGCUCAUCAAAGAACCCACAGGGGAGCAACUGUGUGAAUACUUAGUCUGGGUUAAAUCCAAAAGCAAAUCUCAUUGAAUAAUUCACUCAGGAGACAUGAUCCCAGUGGUUAGAAUGUGGAACAAGAUUAAUUUGUAGUGAACCAAGUGGAACAUAUUAAUGUUCUGAAACUAAGAUAAGAAACCUAUUUCCUUUUGCUCUUCUUUGUCCAGAUGUCUUCGUACCUGGUCUUGUGUCUCCCCUGCUUUAAUUCUGCCAACCAUUCCAAAGACAAAUACUUGUAAAUGUUGAAACUGGGUUGAAACAUUGCAUAACUUUAGUGCUAAAUUGUUAUGACAAGUAACAAAUAAAAUCUUUAGUAUUGUCCAUUA
Molecule: messenger RNA, 1573 nt
Organism: Python bivittatus (Burmese python)
Lineage: Eukaryota; Metazoa; Chordata; Lepidosauria; Squamata; Pythonidae
Source: RefSeq, a predicted model, not a curated record